GACCUGUGAUUGACAGCUGGACAUUUUUCCUGUUCAAUCUCAGAGGAAAGUCUGCCAAAACUUUCCGACCCAAAACAAAACAUCACGGACGUCUCCUGCGGAUCCGGAUCCCGGAGUGUUUAUCUGGAUUAGAUCUCAGUCGGGUUCGGAACACUUCAGCGAGAUCUACUGGUUGGUAGACCUGGAGCCGGAUCUGAGGCCGGGGCUGGGGGGUGAUGGGGGGCAGCGGGAGAAGAUGCCCCCGGAGGAGGAGGCGGGAGCACACAGACGAGAGACGUACAACAUGUCCCGUCUGCGGAGCUCCUCUCUGGAGAUCAAGGAGAAGGGAACAGAAUUCCUCCGAGAGCAGCUGGAUGCUGCACAAAAGGAGCUGAAGUUGAAAGACGAGGAGUGUGUCAGACUGUCUCAUGUCAGGAAUCAGCUGGAGCAGGAAUUGGAGGAAUUGACCGCCAGUCUGUUUGAGGAGGCCCAUAAGAUGGUGCGAGAGGCCAACGUGAAACAAGCAGCAGCUGAGAAGCAGCUGAAGGAGGCUCAGGGCAAGAUUGACGUCCUGCAGGCGGAGGUCUCUGCUCUGAAAACCCUGGUGUUGACCUCUACGCCCUCCUCCCCGAACCGCCAGCUCCAUCCUCAGCUGCUUUCGCCGGGCUCCAGUCGGGCCUCGUCCCGUCCCGGGGGCCACACGCGCAACAAGAGCGCCAGCGGUGCCCUACAGCUGCAAACGGAGCCCACGCCGACAGAUGUAGCGUCAGACCGGGAGGACAAAGAGUUGGACUCGGUGUUGUUCGCAGAGUUCCUCUCGUGGAAGGAGGCGCCCAGUCUGGAUCGCUCCUCAGCGUUCAUCAGCAGGGUGUACAGGGAAGAUAUCGGGCCAUGUCUCUCAUUCACCUGCUCUGAGUUGUCUGAGUCGGUCCAGUGCGCAGUGGAGAACAACUCCCUCACCAUCGAGCCCAUCGCCAUGUCGACUCUGCACACGGUCAAAGCCCUCGAAAGGGGAGGACCCAACGGUUGCCGGACACCCAUAGAAACUAAAUGUGCGCUGAGUGGCAUGUCCCGCCCCUGCCGGCAUCGUAUCAAACUGGGAGAUAAAGAGAAUUACUACUAUAUUUCUCCAUCUAGCAGAGCACGAAUCACAGCCGUGUGUAAUUUCUUCACUUACAUCAGGUACAUCCAGCAGGGCCUCGUCAGACAGGACGUCCAGCAGAUGUUUUGGGAAGUGACGCGUCUGCGGAGAGAGAUGAGUGUGGCCAAACUGGGAUACUUUCUGACGGAGGAGAGCUAGAGAACCAGCACACAAACACAAAUACAGCACAGUCAUCUCAACGUUCACUCAAACACUCCCAUGCUGGGGUUUUCCAGCUCCAUAUUCCUGGAUGUAUUCAGGGAAGCACUACAGAAGAGUCCACGGAUAACACUUUCACUCUCCACAGGCUCUGUGUUGUUCUGGCUUUGGGAAAGACUGAAUGCAGUAAAUGUGCCACACUAUUAACACUGAGGUAAAUGUUUACAAGACGUUCUUAUUUCAAGAAGUCAACAACAGGACGUUUUUCCCAUUUACCGGUAAAAAGUCUCUGACAUGUGCAGACUCAUUUAGACUUUUUUAAAAGUUUCUAUCUCACACUUCUGACUUUUUUUCUCAUCAUUCAGACUUCUUCCCCCUCAGAAUUCCAAUAUAUCUCAAAAUUCUGAAUUUCUCUCAGAAUUCUAUUUUUCUGUUUUUGCCACACAAUAAACCUCACACUUCUCAAUUUUGUCUUGCAGUUUUCAAGUUUAUAUCCCACAAUUUUGACUUUGCUUUUCAAAAUUGCUAUUUACUUCUCACAUUUGAGUGUUUGUCUCCAAAAAAAUUUUUUCUCAGAAUUGCAAUUGAAUUGUGAGAUAUAAACACAACACGUGGCAGAAAAAUGCUUCCAAACCGACAUUUAACUUGCCAUUUGCAAAGCUGAAAAUUCAGAGUCAUCCAUUAAACACGUGACGGCAGAGUUCAUAGCUUGAACCCUCGAAUGUUUUCAGCUCAUCUAGUGUUCCUCAGUUCAGAAAAAUAUCAACAGACAUUGAGUUGUUGUUUUUUUAAUUCUAGAAAGAUAGUAUAAUAAUUGGCUUGUAUAUGAAGAAGUCUUAUGUUGUUUUCGCUCUUGUUGGAACAUAAAAAGGAUGAUAUUCCAACGUCCUGUAUGUUCCUCAAAUCUUUUAACAACAAUUCACUACCAGUUUGACGCAGACUGAAUGCUUAUGCUAGUUGGAAACUCAUAAUUAUAUUAAUUCCAACAACAGAAUCCGUUCUGGUGUUCUAAAGCAGUGCUAGAACUACUGCACCAUCAUGUGCAAUGCAUACACCACUACGGCGCUUGUGUAUCAGUGAUUUCUGUGCACGUUAACGGUUUACAGCUUUGAAUGGACAAUCCUCCAGAGAUCUUUUCUAUGCAGAAAAGUGGCGUGUGAGUCUGUUACUGACGCUCCUGCAUGCAGCAGCACUUAUGUUAUGGAUGCUUAACCAUCGUACACAAGUUAUGGUACUUGUACCAUGAUGCAUCACACUCCGUAUUCUAGAUUAUAACUGUUGCAUGAUUGACAAUCGCUGUCUUACGGCACGAAUACAGUGUUUACAGUGUAGAACUCACUUGUGGUGGACUGUCAUAUUUAAUUUGAUAUGUGUGAAAACAUGCUUUCAGUAGGUUGUAUUUUCUGUUUUGUCUCGUUUUUUAACUGGAAAUGUUUUGGAAAUAUAUUUUGUCAGCAUUGUUUUCAUUCGUGACACAUUAAAUUUGGCGUCUCCCCUCAGGUCUGUUGCCUCAUCUUGUUAAAAUGACCUUUAAACUCCAUUAAAAGCAUCUUCAGAA
Cyprinus carpio (common carp) is the source of this 2837-nucleotide messenger RNA. It is a transcript of the gene rab3il1, whose product is annotated as RAB3A interacting protein (rabin3)-like 1. Gene Ontology annotation, cellular component: Golgi to plasma membrane transport vesicle. Gene Ontology annotation, molecular function: guanyl-nucleotide exchange factor activity. The record is from RefSeq and is a predicted model, not a curated record. Gene Ontology annotation, biological process: exocytosis. Lineage: Eukaryota; Metazoa; Chordata; Actinopteri; Cypriniformes; Cyprinidae.